This is a messenger RNA of Phaeoacremonium minimum UCRPA7, 1515 nucleotides long. Its product is annotated as putative dna primase large subunit protein. Gene Ontology annotation, cellular component: alpha DNA polymerase:primase complex. The transcript is spliced from 4 exons. NCBI's taxonomy places the organism in Eukaryota, Fungi, Ascomycota, Sordariomycetes, Togniniales, Togniniaceae. Gene Ontology annotation, biological process: DNA replication, synthesis of primer. Bases 1 to 1515 code for a protein of 504 amino acids. The record is from RefSeq and is a predicted model, not a curated record.
AUGAUCCGUCAAGAUUUCAACCGCAUCGAUGCCAAGAGGCGCAAUGUCCUCGACCAUCGCAAGAAGCAGUUCGCUGAUCCCGCCUACAAGGCCGCCGAUUACCCUCACCGACUGAAUUUCUACUCGACGCCUCCGACUGCAGACAUCACGCUUGAGCAAUUCGAGCAAUGGGCUAUUGAUCGCCUGCGAAUUCUCGCCGAAUUGGAAGCAUGUUCCUUCCGCAAUAAGUCACCCGCCGAGACAGCAGCACACAUGAAGCCGCUAUUGGAGAAAUACCUGCCCCUCGAGACGAAUAGCUCAUCAUCUACGCGUCUAUUUGCCGAGAGACAAAAGGACCACUACAGCCACUUCAUCUUAAGACUGGCAUUCGCGUCAACAGAGGAUCUACGCCGCCGGUUCACGAGGGUGGAGACGAUGCUCUUCCGCCUGCGCUUCAACGCGGACGACAUGCGGGAGCGUGCUGCCUUCGUGCAGAGCCUCAACCUAGACUGGGAAGUUGUAUCCGAGGAGGAACGAAGAGAAUACGCUGCUGAGCUAGCCGCAACAAGCGCGAGUGGCUACGGACGGAAGAUGGCGCCGGAAGAAGAGACUUGGUGCAAGGUAGACUGGGAGCGAGUCCCAGACCUGAUUGAGGGUCGAAGGGUGUUCCUAAAAGCGGGCAAAGCAUAUGUUCCCUCAAAGGAGCAGGCGAGCAUGGUGAUCACCGAGUUCAGCUCAAGAUUAGAGCGAGCUCUUGAGUUGACUGCUCGCGCUCUGCCACGUCUUGAUGAGGAUGACCGCCUCACGCCAAUCCUUGACCAUCUUUCCAAGAACUUCGUCACCCCUGACGCGUCGUACAGCAGUGGUUCCUCUGGCGGGCCGGUAGGCGCCGAGAUUACCGCACGCAACAUAGAUAAUCUUUCCAAGCAUUUCCCAGCAUGCAUGUCACAUCUACACCGAUCCCUCCGAAGGGAUGCACAUCUCAAGCACUAUGGUCGUCUACAAUACACACUUUUCUUGAAGGGCAUCGGUUUGAACCUCGAGGAGUGCCUCAUCUUCUGGAGGCAAUCAUUCAGCAAGAUCACCGACGACACCUUCAACAAGGAAUACCGGUACAACGUGAGGCACGUGUACGGUGAUGUGGGUGGUGAUUCAAACAGGAGAGGUGGCGGAUAUAGUCCAUUCAGCUGUCAGAAGAUUCUCACUGAACACCCGCCCGGGCCAGGUGAGGCCCACGGAUGCCCAUACAGACACUUCAACAUGGAGAAUCUCACAUCUUUACUCCAAGGAAUGGGCAUCAACGAUCGUGGAGUAUUACAAGGCGUGAAGGAAGACAAGGACAGCCAGAAGUUCCACAUGGCAUGCAACCGUGUCUUCGACCACGUGCACAGGGCUGAGAUCAAGCGCGCCAAAGACGAGGGUGUCAUGACAGCAGCACAGCUUGAAACUAUUGUUCAUCCCAACGAGUACUUCAAACGCAGCUACCUGCUGAAGAAUUUGGGCAAGAACGGCGACGACGUGAAGAUGGAGGAGUAA